AUGUCACUCAUAAAUCUCUUCCUCUCCAUUUUAUUCCCGUGGUCACUCCUAUACGGUAUCCGCUAUCUGCGCGUACGAUACUGGCCUAGCACAUCUUCGCUUCCCCUAACGCUCAAUCCACGCCAUGCCAUCAAACGACGCCAAGUUUUCUAUGACCAUAUAUCUUGGUCUAGUUCUACUCUAGACAUUGGCCUACUAUGGCUCAAGUACGAGACGAAACGGUGGAACUCGCUCUUCGCACCAUCUUUCGUCUUUGCCUUUGGAGGCGAGACAAAUGCAGCAUCCAGUCACACGUUACGCGCUCGUCUGAGAAAGGCACUCCAUGUAUUCUACACCGUCGGGGCUGCGGUGUCAAUCGGUCUAUUGACUGUCGGCAUGGUGCUCCUUACAUGGAGCGCCUUUGGUGUGAUAUGGAGGAUGCUAGCAUGGCUAGGGAGGGGCGAUACACAGAAGAAAGGUUUGCACAAGCGGGAUUCACCCCUCCCUCAAACGGAAAGUGAUGGUGCCGGGCUACACGCAUUGAUCCCAGGAGUCACUGUUCCACUCUCAGAUCUCCCAAUAAUUCUCUUGGUUCUAUGCCUCACUGGCGUUGUUCACGAGAUUGGACAUGGAAUCACGGCGACCUUAGAGUCUGUUCGCGUCACUUCGACCGGUUUCCAUCUCCACAUCGCCAUUCCGACAUUCUUCGUCUCCCUCUCUCCUUCAUCCGUCGGGACCCUCCCCAAUGCUGCCCGUCUACGCAUCGCAACUGCCGGGGCGUGGCAUAACAUCAUUACCUGGGGUGUCCUUGUUCUUUUUGGCUCUUCUACACUCUCCGCCAUUCUGGGAAUGUUCCCGUUUGCUUCAUUCUCGACUAACUCUUCCAACUCGCCCUUUGGCGAAGAUAAUUGCAAACCGACGAGCGACUGUACGAAGCCUCCUACGAUUCCUUCUGCAUGGGAUCAGUCCAGGCCAUCCAGAAUCUGGUCAUUGCUAGGAUAUCGGAAUAUGCAACUGCGCGGACUCGUUGUGGUAGACGUUUCUCUGGAUUCUCCUCUAGUAGAUUAUAUACCCGUUGGGAGUGUGGUUACCAAAAUUGACGACCUACGACUUGGUGGAACGGGCCUAGUCGGACAGUCAUCCCCGACUGGGAUGCACCGGUGGUAUAGUCACCUCACGAGGUCUGUAGAGCAAGAAGUGAAGGGGAUUCAAGAAGACUCUGGAUGGUGCGUUCCAGAGUCUUGGCAUCAUCAGCAACCGACGGCGUGCUGCUCCGCAGCCACUGCCAACUCGACGGGCUCAUGCUUUUCCACCCGAGAAGCAGCUACUGUAACCAAUACUACUGCCCGUCGGUGUCUUGAUCCUUUGCCACUCUUUACGUAUCAACACAGACUUUCGCGAGGACAAGAAGGAUCAAAUCCAUCCGCUAUAAAUACGACCGCGACAUCUUCGGCUUACGGCGCGCGAUGUCAUGUGGUGUGUCUCCGCCCGGACGGCGACUCUACGACAUAUGCUUGCGUACGACCGCAUAUAAACCCAACACUUGAUGCAUCCGAACGGCUCCUGCGAAUCGAGUUCGAGGAACCACCCUGGAUGCGCUCCACAUCACGGUCAUCUAGCGUGCCCGAUUCAAUCACCAAUCAUUUUGCUGGUCCCAAUGAAGUCAAGACACUACCGCGGAUACCGACAAGGCUGAUUGUCUAUAAAGGACCAACCGUAGACGUACUGAAUCAGGUGACGGUGGGGUAUCUCCAACCGCGGACCUAUCUCUUCCCGCCCAUAUCACUUCCCAAUUUGAUGCGCGUCCACCUACCGCUCAUGUUCGGGCGGUUCUUGGAUUAUACUGCACGUCUCAGCUUGAGUCUCGCCUUUUUCAAUCUGUUACCCGUUCAGGGACUUGAUGGAGGCGUAGUACUCGCCUGUGUUCUGCACUGGUUGCUGAUAGGCAGAGACGGCACGAGGCCAGGGGAAGAAUUCGAUAUCGAAAUGUUGGAGCAAGGAGAGAGCCCGAGGUCAAGAGUUCGCCGAAAUGCCGUUUGGGACGAAGCGAAAGUGGGAAAGUUAGAACGGAUCACGAGCUGGACGUGUCUUGGAUUAGGCGCUCUUGUCGUGCUUGCUACCGUGUGGAAAGAUGUAACAUGA
This is a messenger RNA of Serendipita indica DSM 11827, 2121 nucleotides long. Lineage: Eukaryota; Fungi; Basidiomycota; Agaricomycetes; Sebacinales; Serendipitaceae. The record is from the annotation of a GenBank genome assembly.